AUGCUUGGGCCUCUUGCCUAUGCAUCAGAAGAUGUUCCCAAACUCCCAUCGCGAGAUCCAUUCUACACACCAAAAGCCUCUAACUGGACCGACGAGAAAGCAGGCACGGUUCUCGAUUCUCGCAAGGUGACCAUCGAUCUGCCCGUCUUACCAGGUGGUGAUAUCGAGUUCGAGGCCUUCCAACUGCUCUACGUAACGCAGGAUCUCCACGAAGAGAAGGCCACAUCUGUCACGACAAUCAUCGUCCCGCAGGGAGCAAACACCAGCCGGAUCCUGUCCUACCAGAUUGCCUACGAUGCGCCCGACAUCAACUGCUCGCCCUCCUACGGGCUGCAGAAAGAUGCUAAUAAGGCUGCGGCGGGGUGGUCUCUUAACCAAAUGAUCUUUGUAGCCGAGGCUCUGGCUGACGCCGGAUCGCCGGUUCUGAAUAUCCCCGACUAUGAAGGAUCGAACGCCGCAUUUACUGUGGGGCCCCAAAGCGCCUACCAGACCCUGGAUUCAAUUCGCGCUGCGACGCAGUCCGGAGAGAUUACGGGGAUCGACAAAGACGCGGAGACCGUCUUGUUUGGCUACUCUGGCGGCGGGUACGCGUCGGAAUGGGCUGUUGAGUUCCAUCAUGACUACGCGUCGGACGUUAAUAUAAUCGGAGCUGCGAUCGGUGGGCCUCCACCGAAUAUUAUGAAAACGUACAAACAUGUCAACGGGAAACUUUCGACAUUGAAUGUCUGGGCCAUGCUCGGUGUGAUGAAUGCAAUUCGUGAUAUCGACAUAUGGAUGCGUGGGGAUCUGAAAGAUGAACACCGAGAGAAAUUCCUCGGUGCCCUUCAGCGUUGCAGUGAGCCUGAAGAUAAGCCCCCGAAGAUCCCUACUUGGGCCAAUAUCAACAAUUGGUUCAAAAACGGGGACGAAUUCUUGACGAAGUUCGAGUCGAAUCUUACAGAGAUUGGCGUUAUGGGAAACCGUAUCACGGAAACAACAGCGCCCAAGUUCCCUCUUUAUAUCUAUCAGGGCGCAUUGGACAUCAUUACAGCUCCGUAUAAAGAUACAAAAGACCUGAAGGAAAAGUUUUGUGAACAUGGAACGCCUGUCUUCCUCGUCAAGUGGGCGGGAAUGGGCCAUGGUGGUACUCUUUUUGCUGGCACUACUUGGGCCAUGAAAUGGAUCAAAAAGGUUUUCAAUCGCGAUGAGAUCCAAAACGGUUGUCACGAAGAAGAGCGCGAAGUGGUUUUCGGUGCCGGAGAUCUAGCUGGAUUAUUCGGAGGCCAAUAUGAUGACGGCGAGAUUUCUACCAGCAGACGGCUUGGUUGGGGAGACAACGAGGGUCUGCUUUCUAUCCAGAGUGGAGCACGCCCAGUGGAUGUAUUCCAGAGGGCAGAGCUGUGA
Messenger RNA from Aspergillus fischeri NRRL 181, 1383 nucleotides. Its product is annotated as putative lipase. Gene Ontology annotation, molecular function: triacylglycerol lipase activity. Gene Ontology annotation, biological process: lipid catabolic process. The transcript has a single exon. The coding region runs from base 1 to 1383 and encodes 460 amino acids. The record is from RefSeq and is a predicted model, not a curated record. Lineage: Eukaryota; Fungi; Ascomycota; Eurotiomycetes; Eurotiales; Aspergillaceae.